This is a messenger RNA of Columba livia (rock pigeon), 3475 nucleotides long. RefSeq names its product serine protease 53-like. The transcript has 15 exons. The record is from RefSeq and is a predicted model, not a curated record. Gene Ontology annotation, biological process: proteolysis. The coding region runs from base 211 to 2691 and encodes 826 amino acids. Gene Ontology annotation, molecular function: serine-type endopeptidase activity. Lineage: Eukaryota; Metazoa; Chordata; Aves; Columbiformes; Columbidae.
UGCACGCUGAGGGGGGAACCCACAGAGGAAGGGACCCAGGCGUCCGGGCGGGGCCGAGGGGUUAAAAAGCGGCCGCGGGGCCCACGCCGGGCAGACGAGGCGGCGGCAGCGACCGGGGACACACGGGGACGCGGUCAGGGACACACGGACACACGGACACACGGACACACGGACACACGGACACGGACACACGGACACGCAGGCCCCCCCAUGCGGAGCCCCGCCCCCCCCGGCCCUGCCCUCCUGCUGCUGCUGCUGCUCCACGCUGAAAUUCCAGCUGGGGAGGCUCCCCCAGGGCUGGAGUGCGGGCGGCAGCGCGAGCGGGGCCGCGUGGUCGGGGGCUCGGCCGCCAGGGCCGGGCAGUGGCCGUGGCAGGUGAGUCUGCAGCUGCGGGGGCAGCACUUCUGCGGGGGGACCCUGGUCGCCCCCCAAUGGGUCCUGUCGGCCGCUCACUGCUUCAUAGGCCCCUCAGGCCCCCGGGCGGAGCUGCGGGCGUGGCAGGUGGUGGCCGGGCAGCUCCGAUUGGCCGAUGGCGAUGACGUCAGCGAUGAGGUCAGCGGGCAGCAGCGGGCGCUGUCGGCCAUCUUGGUUCACCCUGGUUUCCGGGGCGUGGCUGGCGGUCACGACCUGGCCCUGCUGCGAUUGGCUGAGCCGCUGUGGGCGGGGCCGGGCUCGGGCGUGGCCCCCGUGUGCCUGCCCCGCCCCGGCCACGCCCUCCCGUACGGCACCACCUGCUGGGUCACCGGCUGGGGACACGUGGCCGAGAACGUGUCCCUGCCCGCGGGGUCCCCCCUCCAGCAGGUGGCGCUGUCCCUGCUGAGCCCCCCGACCUGUAACUGUCUGCACGGGACCCUGCGGCGGCGCGAGCUGGAGCGGCCGGCCCGGCGCGGCAUGGUGUGCGCGGGGGGCACCGAGGGGCACGGGGCCUGCCAGGCAGACUCGGGGGGCCCGGUUGUGUGUCUGUCCGGCGGUCGGUGGGUCCAGGCCGGGGUCCUGUCGUUCUCGGCGGGCUGUGCCCGCGCGGGGGGGCCGGCUGUAGCCACGGGGCUCCCGGCCCACGCGCGGUGGCUGCGGCGCCACCUCCCGCCUGCCGCCUUCCCGCCCAGCCCCAGGGAGGCGCCCCCUGCUGGGCUGGAGGACGGGCUGUGCCUGGGCUGUGGGAUGCAGGGGGGGCCCCCGCUGUCCCCCCCGUUCCCGCCCCGGCCGGCCUGGCCCUGGGCGGUGACGCUGCUGCUGGCGGGGCGGCCGCGCUGCGGGGGGGCCCUGGUGGCCGAGGGCUGGGUGCUCACGGCCGCCCAGUGCUUCAUCGGGGCUCAGGACCCGCAGGGCUGGCAGGUGGUGGCCGCGGGUGGCGCCGCCCGCGCGGGGUCGCGGCUGCAGCUCCACGGCGCCUUCGUGGGUGCCGGGCAGGGCCACGACUUGGCGCUGCUGCGGCUGCAGCGCCCCCUGCAGCUCGGGAGGAGCCUGCGCCCGCUCUGCCUGCCCUACGGGGACCACCGCCCGCCCCCGGGGACGCGCUGCUGGACCCUCCUGGGGACGCGGGGCCCGUGGGUCCCCGAGCAGCUGCUCAGCGUGGAGGUGACAAUGGCCAAGUCCUGCGGGGACGCUGGGGACACCGAGGGGGCCACGACCCACCCUGACACCGUCUGUGUCGCCGGCCCCGAAAGCGACAGCGCCUGCCAGGCGCCGCCGGGGUCCCCCCUGUUCUGCCUGGAGCGGGGGGUCUGGUUCCUGCUGGGGGUGGCCGGCGGGGGGGGCUGCGGGGCCCAGGGCCCCCCCAAGUUCACAGCCGCCCCCCAAUACGAGCGCUGGAUUCUGGGGGUCACCCGGGAGGCCUAUUUCAGCCAGACCCCCCCCGACCCCCGCGAGGAAGAGGAGGAAGAGGAGGACGGGGGGGACCCCGACAUCUGGGGGGACCCCGACAGCUGGGAGGAGCCUGGAGACUGGGGGGACACCCCAACAAUGGGGGACCCAGGCGUCCGGGAGAGCCCUGGAACCACGCGGGACCCAGGCGUCCGGGAGAACAGCAAUACUACAGGGGACCCAGGCGUCCGGGAGAGCCCUGGAACCACGCGGGACCCAGGCGUCCGGGAGAACAGCAAUACUACAGGGGACCCAGGCGUCCGGGAGAGCCCUGGAACCACGCGGGACCCAGGCGUCCGGGAGAACAGCAAUACUGCAGAGGACCCAGGCGUCCGGGGGGACCCAGGCGUCCGGGGGAACCCUGAAAUCACAGAGCAGCCCAGGACCACUGAGGACCCAGGCGUCCGGGGGAACCCAGGCAUCCAGGAGGACCACAAUACUACAGGGGAUCCCAGGAUCACUGCGGACCCAGGCGUCCAGGGGGACCCAGGCGUCCGGGAGCACCCCAAUACUACAGGGGACCCAGGCAUCCGGGGGGACCCAGGCCUCCUGGAGCACCCCAAAGCCAAUGAGGACCCAGGUGUCCGGGGAAAACCCCACCCCACAGGGGACCCAGGCAUCCGGGAGCACCCUGAAACUACAGGGGACCGUGGCGGCCGGGAGGACCCAGGCGGCCGGGGGGACCCUGCCACCUGGCGCCAGGCCCAGCUCCCCGAGGACCCCGACACUUGGGGGGACCCUGAAUCCUGGGAGGACCCAGGCAUCCGGGAGGGGACUCAGGUGUCCGGGGGGGACCCAGGUGUCCUGGAAUGCUUUGUCCAGGCCUGACCCCCAUUUUUUUGGGGGGGGGGGAGGGAGGAGUUCUGAGCAAUAAAUUGGGGGGCUGAGCAGAGUCGCUGCCUCUUCCUGGGGUUCCCACCCCCUGCGCCACACACCUGGGGGGUUUCCAGCCCCAUUUUGGGGGGAUUUCCAGCCCCAGUUUUGGGGUUUCCAGCCCUCGGAGUCCCGGAGUUCAUGGGGGGGGGACCCAGGAGUUCGGGAGGGACCCAGGAGUUCGGGAGGGACCCAGGAGUUCGGGCCCCUCCCCGUAUCCUGCAUGCGGCCGGUUCCCGGGUUGGGACCCAGGCGUCCGGGGGGGGGAUCCAGGCGUCUGGCUGCUUCCAUACAAGGCCACCAAGGGGCCCGCGUGCAGUGACGUCACCCGGGGGGGCCACACCCCAUCCCAGCCAUGGAGGACCUGGACGCCCUAUUGGCUGACCUGGAGAUGACGUCACGGCUGGCGUGUCCCCCCUCCCCCCCCCGGCGGGGACAUCCCCCCACCCCGACCACCACUCCCCUACGGUCAUGUGCCGGGGGGGGACACGGAGCAGCUUUACAGCUCGGUGUGGAGGCCCCGCCCCCCCCGGGCCCCGCCCACCCUGGGGCAGCUCGAGCGCCUCCUGCAGGACCUGGACGGCACCCAGGGGGGACCCGCAGCUGAACUCGAGCCCCACGUCUCCCCCACGAAGACCCCAGAGCUUCCACCUCCCCCCAAAUCUGGGGCGCAGUGAGUACCUCCCCACCCCCCGACCCCCCCAAACCCGCCAUUUUCACCCCAAAACUCCCCCCAUGC